UGCUGUUGGGAUGAGAAAUACAAAUCCGACAAACAAUUCGUACAAAAGUUAAAUAGCUAUUAAAAAUAAAUAGCAAUAUUAGUUUGGUGAAACAAAAAAACAUCACUCAUACGCCAAGAUGGUCAAUCUCGAUUGCCAGUCCAGGCGAAGCACGAAAAUAUCGGUUAUUAUUCUGGGGGGUGCACUAUGCACCGUUAUGAUGGCCUAUUUCGUUUUUGGCGACAAUAACGAUGAACAGGGUCUAAGAAACCUACGAAUGAUCUCGAUUGUUUUUCGGCAUGGUGAGAAGACACCUAGUUCCUUUUACCCCACUGAUCCACAUGCCCUACAUGAAUGGCCGGGUGGUUUGGGAGCACUUACACAGAAAGGCAGUCAACAGGCUUAUAAUUUGGGUAAAAAUUUGCGCAUGCGUUACUAUCGUUUACUGCCGCCAAACGGUAUUUAUACGCAGCAACAGGUACUCGCUUCAAGCUCGGCGGCUGAACGCUGUAUUAUGAGCGCGCAAAGUGUCUUGGCAGGUUUCAUGCCACCACUUGACCACAACAAGGUUUUGCCAAUUCCAUGGCAGCCAGCGGCGGUAAAUGUUAUACCACGCAGUGAAGAUACGCUCUUGGCGCAAAAGAAACCGUGUUUGAAAUAUGACACAAUUCUGCAGAAGUUGUAUAAGAAUCCACCACCAGAACUACGAAAGUUAAACGAAGAAAAUGCGGAAUUAUUCAAAUUGCUAACGAAACACUCAGGCAAGAAUAUAUCGACGCUAAUUGACGUUGAAAUGUUGUAUACAACUUUAAAAGUAGAAGCUGAAGCAGGGCUGGUAUUACCUGAUUGGACAGAGAAUAUCUAUCCUGACAAAUUGGAGUCAUUAGCCGCUCGUAGUUACUCACUUUACACAGAAUCGAAUUUGAUGAAAAAAGUGAAGGGUGGAGCGUUUUUAGCGGAGAUAAUUAAAAAAAUGGAGAAUAAGCGAAGGAAGAAUUUAAAUCCUGAUCGUAAAAUAUUCUUAUACUCUGGGCAUGAUAUUACAUUAGUAAAUAUUAUGAAUACCUUAAAUAUACUGGAUCAAACAGAUACAUUACCAAGUUAUGCAUCUGCACUUUCGUUUGAGCUACAUCAUAGCUCUUUGUUUAAAGACGAUUUCGAAGUAAAGAUCGUUUAUUAUUAUAACAGCGAAGACAAAUUUCCAAAGGAAAUUCACAUACCCAACUGCAAUGUUCCAUGCUCACUUACCCAAUUCAGCAAUUCUAUAAAUCAUCUGUUACUGGACGAUUACGAUGAUACAUGCGAAAAUCCUACCACAGACUGCAAAAACUAGGAGCGCUUGCAAAAUUAAUUAUGGAUAAGGACAUUUUUACAAAAUGUCAUUUAUAACAUUUGAAGACUAAUAUGUGUAAGAACUUCCACAAGUUUAAAAGCAUAGCACCUACUGAUAAAAAUAAUAUGCUGGUUAUUUUAUCUGAAUAUUGUUAUAAUAACGGGUUGGCAGUUUUUAAAUCCCCAAAUUCGGGCAAUGCACGUAACUUCGAUGGGAAAUUCAGUUCACUUAAUACCGAAAUUUGGUACAUACAUAUGUAUGUAUAAGCAUUUAUAUUCCAACCAAAACAAAUCGCGUAUGUAUGUAAUAUUGUAAUGAAAUGAUCAAAUUCCAUACUUCCUUUAAUUUUUAGAAAACAAUUUGUAGAAAAAUUGGAAUGAAUAGCUAUUUACCAGAAAUCAGAAAAGAAAUAAUUGUAAAUAAUAAAUAUCACGUUUGCUGGCAACGCCAAAGUCCUGUCGGCAAACGAGUCAAUUCAAUGAAAA
Molecule: messenger RNA, 1797 nt
Organism: Bactrocera neohumeralis
Lineage: Eukaryota; Metazoa; Arthropoda; Insecta; Diptera; Tephritidae
Product: lysosomal acid phosphatase
Exons: 8
Coding region: 119-1312 (397 amino acids)
Biological process (GO): dephosphorylation
Molecular function (GO): phosphatase activity
Source: RefSeq, a predicted model, not a curated record